Austrofundulus limnaeus is the source of this 1286-nucleotide messenger RNA. RefSeq names its product fibrous sheath interacting protein 1 (gene fsip1). NCBI's taxonomy places the organism in Eukaryota, Metazoa, Chordata, Actinopteri, Cyprinodontiformes, Rivulidae. The record is from RefSeq and is a predicted model, not a curated record.
GUAGUUACCAAACAUUUAGCGGUGUUUUGCCGGAAAAAGGUACCCUACCACUAAAAAACUACGGGAAGAGCGUUUUGGGACACAUGUUGUGUGCUUGUAAAGGUAAAAGCCACGAAUUACAAACUAACUUCUAACAAGCUGUGCUUUUAAGCACACAAUCACGCGACUUUGUGUGGAAAACUGCCUUUUCUUAAGUUAAACGAGUUAUGGAAAUUGUCAGAGGAAGUUUAGAUGGCAUAUCCCGACCUGCGUCGAGCGAGAAACCAGGAAGCCGUGCGUCCAGCGCUUUGCUUCACCAUAACGAAAAAGUUUGUCCUUCUUCACCUUUUGAACUUGUCGUUUUGUCCAACGACCCUGCUGCUAACAUUCAGGCACAGAGCUGCUCCUCAGAGCCUUCAAAUAAGCUUUUGACCACAGCAGAUCAGUCUCACACUGAGGCUGCAGAGGAUGACGAUAAGGAUUCAGAGCUACAAAGAGCCUUUGAAGAAAUGAGGAGACUUGAUGAAAUCCUGUCUGCAGAAAACUCCAAGGAGAAAGAAAUCAGGCGUCAAAGGAAAGAGCUUCGAGCCAAACUCUGGCAGGAACUCCUGAAAGAAACAAAUCACUCUGAAUGUGCUUUUGAAGCUUUGAACACAAAACGAUUCUUGGCUUUAGAAGCUCGCACAGGGACAGAGGAGGAAAACAUUGUGUCUCUCUUUGAAACUGAGAUCCCUGAGCAGGAUGGAGACCGCCUGUGCUUUGAGCAAAGUUUUAUUACAAGCACCACCAGCUUGAAGGACGACCAGCUGGAAGACAGUAAAAAUUUUAAAAGUGAACAUAAACAGAAAGACUUCAUCAAGAGGAACAUCGAGCUAGUGAGUGGUGAGGUGGGCCAAGUGUGUUUGACCCCCGCAGAAAAAGAGCGUCUGGCUGAUCUGCUCCGGGAAAUAGAYGAGGUAGAAGAAGAGGACAGCGUUGAAGGCCCAGACAGAGAGGCUUUGUGGACUGCGUUGGUCUUGACAGAUCAUGGUUACACCCCAGAACCCUCUGAUCUGGAGCAUCUGAUCCAGAUUGACUCUAAGAUAUGUCUUCUUCUUCCCACCGAUGAGCUCAACUCACUGCAGAGUUCUUACACAAGCUUCAGCAAAUCUCAGGGCCUCGGCUCCGACGUUGGCUGGAAGUGCGAUAGGGACCGGCAGCCAGGAGAGAAGGUCCUGCAGGAUAUAAAGGAGAGGAGAGAGCAGGAGAGGCGGCUCCAAGAAAUCCAACAGCAGCUGGAGAUUCUGGGCCUCAGCCAGGAGAUGACU